AUGCUCGUCCCAAAACAUAACAUACUCUCUUCUGAGCACCUUAUUGCCUGUGAACGGACAAUGCUCAAGUUUGUGGACGGUAAACUAAAUUCAAAAGUUGGAAUGGAAUUUAAAGUAUGGGAUUGGCAGAUACCAGAAUUAUAUGGAAUAGUUUUGGGAAUGUUUGUAAAACUUGGCCUUAAAGAUACUCUCGGCAUUCGUAAAUCUGUAAUGUUGGACUUUAUUAUCGAUGUUGAAAAAGGCUAUUACAAAACUUCCUAUCAUUCUUUUUAUCAUGCUGUUGACGUAGUGGCUGUCCUUUAUUACAUGCUUAAGGAUUUGGGUGCUGAAUCGUAUCUAACUUCAUUAGAUGCUAUUUGCUUACUUAUAGCUGGUUUAUGUCAUGAUAUAGGUCAUGUAAUUAAUGCUCGAACGAACCUCGCUAUUAAAUACAAUGACCAAUCAGUGUUGGAAAAUCAUUCUUGUGCUCUUACAAUGGAUAUUAUAACAAAGCAUAGAAUUUUUCGUAAUAUACAUACUUGUAGUAACGAAUAUUUGGGUUGUGAUCCAAAAGAAGUCGAUACCAUACUCAGGGAUUUAAUAACUAAAAUAAUCUUGGCCACAGACAUGAGUUUUCAUUUUGAUUUAUUAGAAUCUUUACAUAAUAUGAUAAAAUCUACUUCUCCAUGCUCUUCUGAAGAAUCCGGUGAAGAGAUGGAUAAUGUAUUACUUCAUGCUGCCGACCUUAGCAAUACUGUUCGUCCAUGGGAUAUAUCUAAACGUUGGUCUGAUUUAGUUGUAGAAGAAUUCUUUCAUCAAGGUGAUCUUGAAAAGCAAAAUAAUCUUCCAGUAUCUCCUAAUAUGGACAGAAAAAAAGCUCACCAAUGCCAAAUAAGCCUGGGUUUUGGUGACUUUGUAGUUAAACCUUAUUUUGAAGCUUUUGCUUCUUUCUUACAUCAAGCAACUAUAUUUCUGGACAUUUUGGCUGAAAAUCGUAUUUAUUGGGAUGAUAUGAAGAAUGCUCCACCACAACCUCCUCCAACGCAAUUAACCCCAAGUUCUGAUGAUGAUGAUUCUUCUUCUUCAUUAGAUGAUAACUAUUCUAAAGGACAACGCCGAGUCAGUUUAGCUGCCGGUUUAUUAAUUAUUCCGGAUGAUAUACAAGAAAAACUACGUUUAAUGGCUUCACAACGUCAUACUAAAAAUCACAAAAAAUUAAAGCGUAGUUUAUCCGGUCGUUCAUAUAGUCAUCACGCUUUAUUACCUGCACAUCCUGUUUCAUCGGACGCAAUAACUAAUUCAAGUUCUACAAAUUCCCAUUACACUAAUGGCAAGAAAUCAAAUAACAAUCAUCAGAAAAGAUUGGGUCGAAUGAGACGAAGUAGUUCUUUAGAUCACAAUAUGAUUAGACAAAUAACUUCUUUAUGUGGUACUGGUGACUCUCAACCUGAACAAAGGGUUGUUGUAGCAGGAAGUUAG
Molecule: messenger RNA, 1458 nt
Organism: Dentiscutata heterogama
Lineage: Eukaryota; Fungi; Glomeromycota; Glomeromycetes; Diversisporales; Gigasporaceae
Source: the annotation of a GenBank genome assembly